AUGAAUCUACAUAAUGAUAAAGAACUCGGCGAUCUACUCGAUCUCAAUGCGGUAAAAUAUCGUAGUCGUUUUCCAAAUAGUAUAAUGAAUGCAUCAUCAUCUCGUCAUCCUCUACCGAUGCUAUGUCCCACUAUACCUUAUUCUAGUGGUUCACAUAUUCCACCUCCUUCGACAAAUUCUGAAACAAUUUAUAGUGGUACAAAUAAAGAUUAUUGGAAUAAUUGUCCACCAUCAGCUACUUAUGAUGAACGGAUGUAUGAUAGUAAUUAUAGCAAUCGAGAUCUUCUCCAUCCAUUUAUAACAUCUGAACCAUUGAGUACUAUUUCAUCGAAUCCUACUUCACGAACAUCAACUAAUGAUUUGACAUAUUCAGAAAAACGCGACGAUAAGGCGUGUCGAUCAACAAAUGUCUAUACAUCGGAUGAUUACAAUCCAGAGAAUACCGCACGAUACCCAACUGGAAAAUCAGUUUAUGGAAAUGAAUCUGCGUACUAUAUUGAUGGGCAAGGUGGUACUUCAUGGUUGCCACCACCACCACCACCACCAUCAUCAUCAACAUAUUUACCAAAUGAUCUUGCUGGUAAUCAUGCAUCUUUUACAGAUUCAAAUGGUGCAUGCUUACCAUCUAUGGCAAGUUUUCGAUUUCAACAAACUGCGUCAUAUACGAGUAAUGGCAAUGAACAAACAGUACAAACGGGAGAAGCUCUUGGCAAGGCCUUACAAUCUAUCUAUCCAUCCGACCAUCCAUACUCUUCGACAUCAUCAACUCCUGUCUCUCCACCACCGUUGAGUGGAUCUAGUCAACAAUGGUCAAGUGGAGCACCAGUAACUCAACAAUAUCAGAAUCAAUUACAUUCUCUUACACCUCUAAUCGAUAUAAGUGAUGAAUCAUACUAUAUGCUCAAUUUAAACGAGCCUCCAAGAUUAGAUAUUGAUGAUUCAUUUCGUCAACCACCAACGGACUAUCAUCAUUACUAUACUGGUUAUCACCAUCCACAUUCCACGGGACCCUAUUCGGCGUUUUUGACGCAUCCAUCAAAUUUACAUCAAUCCUCUACAUCUGAUACGUCAUCACGAAAUCCACAUCAUGAUCCGUACUUAACAUAUGCAAAUCCUCCGUCAACAUCAUCUUCAACUUCAUCAACAGAUGCAAACACUGUUGUGAAUACGGAUUUGAAAGUUGACUCCAUCGAUAAAGUUAAAUUAGAUAUUGAAAAUAAACCACCAGCAUCGUCAGCACCCCCAACGACAACAACAAGUGGACCGUCUCAAUUGACAACAGAUAAAUUAAAUGAAUUCAAUUUACGACAACAAACAUUAACUGACAACUCACAAGAAAAUGCAUCACCAUUAACGAUAGCUGCUGGUGGUAGUGCAAACAAUGUACAUAUAGGCCCAUCAUCAUCGUCAUCGUCAAAAUUACGAAACUCAUUGACACUUAGUCCAAAUAGUCAAAUAAAUUUAUCAUGUAUGCGUGGUGGGCCUGGUUCAGAGGGUAGUAUUGAUCCUGAUGAAACACCAGAAGAACGUGAACGUCGAGAAAAAGAUCGUCGAGCAGCUAAUAAUGCUCGAGAAAGAUUACGUGUACGAGAUAUCAAUGAUGCAUUCAAAGAACUCGGUCGAAUGUGUUCAAUACAUAUGCGUAACGAUAAACCCGUUACAAAAUUGGGUAUUCUUCAACAAGCUGUUAAUCUAAUAACAACACUUGAGCAACAAGUUCGAGAACGUAAUUUAAAUCCUAAAGCUGCAUGUUUACGACGACGUGAAGAAGAGAAAGCAGAAGAUUUAAAUGGAAAUAUGACUUUAGGAGGAGCAAUGCCACCUACCGUUACUGGUGGCAUCAUGUCCACGGAAUCAUCUUCAAUUGAUGGUUCAAAUUUUAUGGAACAAAUGCAUCAAUCUAUUCCUCCAUCAUAUUGGCAACAAUAA
Rotaria socialis is the source of this 1929-nucleotide messenger RNA. The record is from the annotation of a GenBank genome assembly. NCBI's taxonomy places the organism in Eukaryota, Metazoa, Rotifera, Eurotatoria, Philodinida, Philodinidae.